AGAUGGUCUCCAGGUUCCCCGCGGGUCGCUUCACUUCAGGUGUUCGUCCUGCUCUCCAGUGUCACCCAUAAGAUCUCUAGCUCAACAGGUUUUGGGUUUCCACUAAGCAGGGCCAGAAACCGCUCACCUGUGCAGCGUUGCCUGGCUACCCUCAUCUUUAAUUUAACACGGCAGACCCAACUGCAGACGGCCGCCGACGCCUCGCUCUUCACCAUGCAGGAGUCCGAGAAGACGACGAGCAACCCAGAGCCCAUGCAGAACGGAGAGGCCAUGAGUCCGGACGCACAGGACUCCAGAGGACCGCCGGGGGAUGAGGAGAACCAGGGAGCCAUCCCAUCAGCGCCACCGCUGCCCCAGGAGCCUCUGCCGUGUCCGAGGCCCAGACUGGUGUUUCACACGCAGCUGGCACACGGGAGCCCAACGGGACGCAUUCACGGCUUCACCAAUGUUAGGGAGCUUUACGCCAAGAUCGCAGAGGUCUUCGACAUCUCCGCUUCUGAGAUCCUCUUCUGCACGCUGAACUCGCACAAAGUGGACAUGCAGAAGCUGCUGGGAGGUCAGAUCGGGCUGGAGGACUUCAUCUUCGCGCACGUGAGGGGAGAAACCAAAGAGGUGGAGGUCGUUAAAACCGAGGACGCGCUCGGCCUGACCAUCACCGACAACGGCGCGGGAUACGCCUUCAUCAAAAGGAUAAAGGAAGGCAGCACCAUUGACCAAAUAAAGACGGUGUGUGUCGGCGAUCACAUCGAGGCCAUUAAUGACCAGAGCAUUGUGGGAUGUCGGCAUUAUGAAGUGGCGAAGAUGCUAAAGGAGCAGCAGAGAGGAACACCAUUCACCCUGCGCCUGGUCGAGCCCAAGAAAGCCUUCGACAUGAUAGGCCAAAGGACGCGAGCGCCAAAGUCCAGCGAGGGCAAAAUGGUGACCGGGAAAGAGACGCUGCGGCUGCGCUCCAAAGGAUCGGCCACGCUGGAGGAAAUCCCCAGUGAGUUCGAAGACAAGGCCAUCAAGAAGGUUGACGACCUCCUGGAGAGUUACAUGGGGAUUCGAGACCCAGAGCUUGCGACUACCAUCGUGGAGGCCGGGAAGAACAAGAAGAACCCGGAUGAUUUCGCCGAGGCGCUCGACUCCGUUCUGGGUGACUUCGGUUUUCCUGACGUCUUUCUGUUUGAUGUUUGGGGCGCUAUGGGAGACGUGAAGAACGGACGCCUUUAAGAGAGUACGUCAGACAUCUGAGGGACAUUCAAGCUUGAUUUGUGACAUCUGUCAUCUGUUUUCAUAUACACAAUCCUCCCAAUUCCCACCUUUACCCUGAGGAAGGAGAACGUCAAGAUUUAAGCGGCUAAUCGGCAUGCUAACGCAAACAUCAAGUGUGUAAAGCAGUAUGAUUAAGUAGGUCAAACUGUAUUUCCCAUCAAUGUGUAUAGCUAUCUAGGAUAUAAAUCAAUCUCUUAAGUGUUUUACAUGAUAACUUUGACUUUUAGAAGUAUUAUGAACUAGUAUAUGUUAGCUUAGCUUAGACUAGCCUUUGUUUGUUUUGAUGUCUGUUGUGUUAUGUAUAAAUACAUUGUGUUACUGGUGAAAUGAAUGAUCUUUUACGAUUAAUGACAGAUCUUGUGACACUAGCUUGUGUAUAUAUGAAUAAUAAAUAUUUAAUCACUUCUGUGCACAUCCAAUGUGUAUUUAACUUAAAAAUCUACUAAACGUGUUUGCGUAUUGUAUAUCCUGUUUUACAAUCCUUUUAGAUGACCUGAUGUGACAAAUUUGAAUAUGAGCAAAGAUUAAAAACAUACCACAAAUUGA
This is a messenger RNA of Cyprinus carpio (common carp), 1800 nucleotides long. It is a transcript of the gene gipc3, whose product is annotated as GIPC PDZ domain containing family, member 3. The record is from RefSeq and is a predicted model, not a curated record. Lineage: Eukaryota; Metazoa; Chordata; Actinopteri; Cypriniformes; Cyprinidae. Gene Ontology annotation, molecular function: protein binding.